AUCAAGAAGCGCGGACGUUCUGCAGUAAGGAGAGAGGCCCAGUUUUAGCGAUGGAGCUCUAAUCGAGCGUUUAGCUGGACGGAAAUAAAGACAGAAAGCCAAAACAAACGAUAACUGGAUAAAGAGCAUAAAGACAAAAAGCAGGAGCAAUAGCUUACCUGCGAGCAUGUCUGUGGAAUCCGCUCCAGACGAAGCCAUGAACUCCAGUCCAGCUCCGACUAUGGAGCCCCCUGUGGUUCCUUCACCUGCCUCAGACUCUCAAAACCCACACUCAGGGUCCUCAGAGCCCAAUUUGCAUUUAGACGAACCUGAACCAGCUCCUGCACCACCAGCGGGCGGAAUAUCAGCCUUCAAGAUCAUGACUUUUAGGCCCACCAUGGAGGAGUUUCGUGAUUUUGCAAAGUACAUUGUGUAUAUGGAAACUCAAGGAGCUCAUCGUGCAGGUUUAGCUAAGGUCAUUCCUCCUAAAGAAUGGAAGCCCAGACGCUCCUACGAUACUAUCGAAGACAUGGUCAUUCCUGCUCCCAUCAUGCAGGUGGUUACGGGUCAGUCAGGACUUUUUACGCAGUACAACAUCCAGAAGAAGUGCAUGACUGUGGGAGAAUACCGCAAACUGGCCAACAGCAAAAAGUACUGCACUCCUCAGCAUAAAGACUUUGAUGAUCUGGAGAGAAAGUACUGGAAGAAUCUGACAUUCGUGUCACCGAUCUAUGGUGCAGAUAUCAGUGGCUCACUAUAUGAUCCUGACAUAACGGAGUGGAACAUUGGCCAUCUGAACACGCUGCUGGACAUGGUGGAGCAGGAGUGUGGGAUCGUGAUUGAGGGCGUUAACACCCCCUACCUCUACUUUGGAAUGUGGAAGACCACUUUUGCCUGGCACACAGAGGACAUGGACCUCUACAGCAUCAACUACCUGCACUUUGGCCAGCCCAAGUCCUGGUACGCCAUUCCCCCUGAACAUGGCAAGCGACUAGAAAGACUGGCAAAAGGCUUUUUCCCCGGCAGCUCUCAGGGAUGUGAUGCAUUUCUUCGUCACAAGAUGACUCUUAUCUCUCCCUCCAUUCUGAAGAAGUACAGCAUCCCUUUUGAUCGAAUCACACAGGAAGCGGGCGAGUUCAUGAUCACGUUCCCAUAUGGCUACCACGCAGGGUUUAACCACGGCUUCAACUGUGCCGAGUCAACAAACUUCGCUACGCUGCGCUGGAUCGACUAUGGAAAAAUGGCCACGCAGUGCACGUGCCGGAAGGACAUGGUGAAGAUCUCCAUGGACGUGUUUGUGCGCUGCUUGCAGCCAGAACGCUAUGAACUAUGGAAGAAGGGCAAAGACGCAACCAUCCUCGACCACCAGAAGCCCACCACGCUGAACAGUCCUGAGCUGGAGCACUGGAGAAAGAACAGGGUGACUUUUAGGGAAAAACAGCUCCGCAGAGCUCAGCAGAAAAUAAAGCAGUUACGCCGACUGAAGCCUGAGGAGCUAAAAUUGCUGUCCGAUGAGGGAAUCGAGCUGGACAUGGCUGAUUAUCAGAAGCAGGUGGAGGAGAAGGAGGCCCAGAGGAAGCAGCAGAAGGAGGAGAAGAUGACCAGAGAGGCCAUGCUUACACUGGAGGCACUGGAAAGGGAGGAACAGGAGGCAGCACUCAGAGAAGAAGCUGAAAAGGAGCCAGAGCAGGCAGACAAACAAGAGCAAAAGCAGAAGAAGAAAAAGAAAAAGGUACAAACACCUGAUGAAAGCAGCUUCAUGCAUUACGAGGCCCAGAGUAAGGGAGGCACCGUCAUCGGCAGCUCCGAUCCCAGCUUACAGACCAACUCGUACCCGAAGAUGAAGAUGAAGGUGGAAGUGAAGAAGAGUCGCAGGCAUCCGUUCAGCAAACCACCCAUGCGCACACCCACAUUCAUUGUCAAACAAGAGGCUUCCAGUGAUGAGGAGAUGUACUCAGGGCUGUCAGUAGGCAGCUCAGUGGAACAGGAAGUGAAGAAGCCAGAUCAGUGCCACUUGUGGCAAACCCUUUCACCUGACUUUGUGGCAGAGAAGCAUUUUAAUGCUGGCAUGGCGACUCUGGAGCCACACUGCGCUGUCUGUACCAUGUUCUGUCCAUACACACAGCCACAUAAGGAAAGCUCCCCCGGCUCCGAUGUUUCUGAGUCUCGGUGUGGUGAACAGACUCGGCCCCUUGUGCCUGAGAUGUGUUUCAGUGCUGGGAUGGUGAACACAGAGCCGCUUCCCUCCAGUGCCGAGACAAGCACACUGCUCUCCUGCUCCUGCUGCAACUUGCAGGUCCAUGCCAGUUGCUAUGGCGUUACGCCCGACACUCCACAAGAAAGCUGGAUGUGUUCUCGCUGUUCUGCAGUGGCCUGGACAGCAGCCUGCUGUUUGUGUAAUCUACGAGGAGGGGCUCUGAAGAUGACCACAGACAACAGGUGGGUGCACGUCAUUUGUGCCAUUGCAGUGGCCGAGGCUCGCUUCGUUAACGCUGUAGAGAGAGGCCCAGUCGACGUGUCUGCCAUACCCGACACCAGGAAAAGUCUUAAGUGUGUCUUCUGUCACAAGACCACGAAGCAGAUCUGUGGGGCGUGUAUUCAGUGUUCGUAUGAGAACUGCUCCACCUCCUUCCACGUCACCUGUGCGCACCUGGCCGGGGUGGUGAUGAAGCCCGCUGACUGGCCAUACGUCGUGUCCGUUACCUGUCACAAGCACAAACCGAGCAACAUGAAGCAGGUGAAGGUGACCUCACGUGACCUCGCUCUGGGGCAGCAGGCCAUAGGCAGGAGCAGCGACGGCUGGUUUUAUCGCUGCACCAUCAUCGGCAUCGGCUCACAGACCUACUACGAGGUCAACUUUGAUGACGGCUCCUACUGCGACAACAUCUACCCUGAGAAUGUGCUGAGUCAUGACUGUUUGCGUAACGGCCCUCCUGAACUUGGUGAGCUGAUGGUUAUAAACACGAUAAACGGACGCGUACUUAAUGCUUCCUUCGUCAAAGAACACGUGCACAAAUUUUAUCAGGUGGAGUUUCAGGAUGAGACCCAGCUGUUGUUGAAGCAGAGUGAGAUUCACUCCCUCCAUCAGGAGCUUCCUAAGAGAGUGCAGUCUCGUCUGGUGACCGCGAGCAUUGAUGACUCUCAGGACAAAUUGGGUGACGAGCCUCAGGCUGCAAAGCGUCCACGUUUGCCCAUUUCUUCCGCCACAGCAGCUAUGGAGUCCCUGGAUCCCCCUCUUCUGGUCCAGGCGUGCCCCAGUGUCACCCCUUACUCAGGAUUCAGUGUUACCCCCAGCACCAGCGCAACCCCCUGCCUCUCCAUACAGUCAGUACCCAGUUCCACCCCAGGGCUCGUGUCCUCCGCUGACGAGAGCUACACACACAGCUCAAGUUACAUCGCCUACAUGGAGUCUCUGCUUAACUCGGACUUCCCUCCAGAGGACAACAGUCAGGCCCAGCGGCCCAUGUAUUAGCGCUAACACACUCGGAGGAGAACCUACUGCAUGUUUCUGUUUAUUCUAUUGCUGUUUUUUUUGUUUUUGUUUUUUUACAAUUAUUUUAUUAUUAUUAUUAUAAUAAUAAUUAUUAUUUUUUUUUUACACCCCUGACCACUGCAUAUGGUCAGGGCAAAAGGAAGUGAGUGUGUAUGCGCUUUCUGGGUGUCCUGAACCACUGUCCCUCAUGCAUUAAAUCCUUUCUGAUUCCUUGUGUACGUUCUCUCGCUCAUGGAGAGAAAAAUGGACACGUUUUUUGGACUGAUUAAUGUGCAACACACUUUAUACUGAAUCCAAGCAAUGCAGUUUGAUGUAUUUUUCUAAGUUGAGCCACAACACACACACACAUACACAUGCUUCUGAAUCGGACAGUGAAAACGGACAGUCUGUUCUUGUACAGGAUUUUUUUUUCUCCAUGUUUGGAGGGACGGGAGGUUGAAGGUGUCUGUGGGACGGGGUAGAGUGGGUGGGGUUUUUGGGUGGAUAACAAAUCGGGGUUUAACUCAAGUAUUUAAACGUCUUUGACACAUAGAUUUAUUAUUUGUAUAAAGCAAAUACGGCGCCGUUAGAUGCUCCGCUCUUUUGCCUGAGAGUCGGUGUAGAGGUGAUGUGUUUAUGAAUUCUUGUUAACGCUUAUACUCGAUACGUCAUGGUGUAUUUUCAGUGCCGGGUGUUUGGGUUUUGUAGCAGACUUCGUUAAAAAAAAAAAAAAGCUGUAGACUUGAUUCUGUAUGGGAUUUCCUGUUCACUCUGUUCACUUUUAUUAUGAUCACUGUCUCUUUGCUGUUGUUUCUAGUAGUCAACAAUCUCAUAUUUCCAUCUCAUUCUGAUGUCCCAAAAGCCCUUUGCUCGGUGAGGACGCCCCACAUGAUGUUACCGUCUUCGAAAUAUCGGGUGUACUUGAUGAACAAAAAAAAAUGUACAAAACUUAACCCAUUUAGCAAAGACGUUUGGUGUCUGACUAACAGACGUCUAUGUCUCCCCCAAAAUGUCCGAAUCUUUCCGCACCCCGUUAAGACCAAUGUCCAUUUUAAAGCACUGUUUUCUGACUAGUGCUACAUAUCACGUGAAAGCUAAACACAUGCUUAUUCUAGGACACAAAGAACAGAAUACUGGCUCACGCUGCAGCACAGGGCAGCAUAAUAACCCAUUCUGAAGAAGCACAACCCUCUUUUACAUUCAUGAUCUAGUGCGCUAAUGUCACUAUGAUCGAGCGAUCAGCCAAUUUUGCUCUCUUAGACUCCCAGACAUGGCAUCGCUGGGAUUCCUAUUCAUGAUCUGGUAAUAAGGUGAACAUGAGAUAGACUUCAUUACUUGUGAGUUACAUCAGCUUGGUAACACCGAACACUUUUGAGUACGUUCGAUUUGCUUUAUUUCUUUUUUUUUUUUGUUGUGCCGACUCUAAUAUAGUACCCAAUGAUCCUGAAUUAAAAGCUGGUGUGAAUACUAAGAUGAACUUUGGCGGUCAAUAUUGUAUCUUCAUGUAUACGCCGUUCAGGUGGACGGAACAUUAGUGUGAUGCUGAUCCUCUGUAUCACCAGGGCAUCUCUAGUUUCUUUAGUACUUACCAGGUUGGUGAAAAGAAUAGCAGCACAGGAGUGACCUUUUUGUGUAAACUUGUGUAGAUCAAAAAACCCUGUAUACGAUUAGCGUUAAAGUUGUGAUCAGGCUUUCUCAAGGUGCUACAAAAGUCUGAGAGGCCUUGUAUCACAUUCUUGUACACACACACACUCACACACACACACGUGGUGUACAUACCAUAAACUUGACUCAUUAUGAAGUGAUACAUUAUAGACUCCUAUAGUGUCAUAUACAUUAGGAAUGUCCUACUAUGUUCUAUAUCUUUUUAUACCUCUUUCUGUCUGUCUCUCACUUGGAUGGUGCGUUUGAGUUUCUCUCUCUCUCUCACACACACACACACACACACACCAUUAAACGAUGGCGACAGACAGCCUGGCAAGCCAAAGAGUUUCUGAAUAAGGCAGUGUUAUGUCAGAAUUUCCCCAGCAAACUCUGAGCUGUUUGAGAGAUUCUCUUUAUGUUUUCUCAUCCUCCUUUCUCACCGUUUUUUAGGCGUUUAUAUAACAAAAAGUAGGUUUAGGAACCAGAAAAUCUGUCUUAUGAGAUGACCGUCAAGGAGCUGGUGUCAGAUCUAGAAGUGUGUUGUGCCAUGCCGGACUCGCACGCUCGCUCUCACUCGCUCGCUCUCACUCGCGCUUCCUAAUCACUUCUAGCAGGAGAUUGCUACUGGACUCGAUAGCAGUGAUGUCAUUGUGUCUUCCCCAUAGCAACAGACCACCAUUGAAAUACAUCUCAACAUCUGUGGUGGAUUAGAGAGAUUAUUGUUGUGGAAAACAAACAGAAAGCAUCCAGUUUUCUAUAACAUUAAUGAACUUUGAGCCAUAAAGCCAUUUUAAAAAAGCCCUUAUGUGGACCAUACAUGUCUAUCAUAUCCAUACAUGUAUAGAAUUAUAUCUUUGUCUGCACCAUGGAUUACAUUAAUAAAGCCCUAGAUAGGCAACAAAGUGGAGUAAGCACUACUGAGGGAAUAUAUAUGGUUCUAGAAAUACACCAUAGACUUGUUUACUUUUUUUUUUUUUACCACCUUUUUAGGUAUAAAUGACAUCAUAAUGAUGUAUCAUGUAUUUUGUUUCUAGAUACAGUAUAAUAAAUGAUUUUUCAUUCAUCAAAAUCUUAAAAUAUGGCUUUAUUCCAUUCUGAGCUGCACUUCAUCACAUCCAUGGAGGAUCUGUUAACUUUAGACAUUAUAUGCAAAAUGAAGAGUUACGUUUCAAUCAUUAACACAGCGCUUAAAUGUAGUGUUCUGGAGAAAAAAAGCACAGAACUGGAGCUCCUACAUGACAGCCAAUAUAGAGUGAUGUCAUGAGCUAUCUAGGUCUCUAAUUUGUAUAUUUAUGGUGUAGACACAGAAGGUGGGUCAAAUUGGAAAUUCUUACAUUUGGCUCAUAAAAUGUUAGUCGUAAAAAUACUUCCUAGUUCCCCGAACCUACAAAGAAGUGGUUGUGUCUGCUGCAUCUAUGCUCUCGAGUCUCUCUCUCAGCUCUCAGAGUGGGGAUUUUCUAAGACUCCAUGUUGCAUUCCUCCAUAUUUAAACCUACAAGUAGGACUUGCUUGGUCUCUGAUGUGAGACAGUCGCUCCACGUCUUCUCUCAUCUCCUGUCGUCUGUAAUCAAACGCACUGUUUGCUCACUCUAUGCCGUUGACUGCUUCACCGAGAUCACAGGCGGUUUUUGUGGAAAACUUUGUUCUCUCGGUAUCAAUUCAGUUUGCAAUAACUCUGUAACCUCUCAAAAAGGGCAAGUCGACCCCAGAUCACAAGUUCUGCUGUUUGUAGAUGUUCAUAAAUUACAGAAAUUAUGGGAUAAAUUCUAUUAAAAUGUGAAGUGAAUCUCUGA
This is a messenger RNA of Tachysurus vachellii, 6888 nucleotides long. It is a transcript of the gene kdm4b, whose product is annotated as lysine (K)-specific demethylase 4B. The record is from RefSeq and is a predicted model, not a curated record. Bases 167 to 3451 code for a protein of 1094 amino acids. Gene Ontology annotation, cellular component: nucleus. Gene Ontology annotation, biological process: chromatin remodeling. The transcript is spliced from 22 exons. Gene Ontology annotation, molecular function: histone H3K9 demethylase activity. NCBI's taxonomy places the organism in Eukaryota, Metazoa, Chordata, Actinopteri, Siluriformes, Bagridae.